UAUGGCGGAAAUGAGUAGUUGUAGCUGGUAGAGCUAGUAAGUAGUAGAAAAAGGAACAUUGAGGUUCUUGCUAAGUCAAAUUAACGGUGUAGCGUUAAAUAAUGACGUCAAAGCUGGUACUAGCAUGCUGGUUCGUAUUAAAUAGUGAAUACACCUUAUAGCAUAACUAUCGUCUUCUUGUGUCACGACUUCGAUUCCAAUAAGCAAGCAAUCCCAAUACGCGUUAGGUAGCUACGCUAGUAGUUAGCGGUAGCUGGCUGGCUAGCUAUUUAAACAGACUUGGAUUUGACAAGUGAAUUUAAUUAACUACAACUAUCCUUGAUAACUUUGAAGUUCGGGAGAAAUGUCGAUUCAGUAUGAGGAGCCUGCGUUGGCAGAUAGCUACAGUGUUGUAGACUCUUUCCCAAAGGAUUUUGGAUACGGAGUUGAAGAACCAGAUAUCGAGGAGGAGAACACAACGUCAGGUGACACUAAACCAAGGAUCCUGCUGAUGGGAUUGCGGAGAAGUGGGAAAUCUUCCAUUCAAAAGGUUGUUUUCCACAAGAUGUCGCCAAACGAGACAUUGUUCUUGGAGAGCACCAACAAAAUCUACAAAGAUGACAUCUCAAGCACCUCUUUUGUCAAUUUCCAAAUCUGGGACUUCCCUGGUCAGGUGGACUUCUUCGACCCUACUUUUGACUAUGAGAUGAUCUUCAGGGGCACAGGGGCUUUGAUCUUUGUCAUUGAUGCUCAGGAUGAUUAUGUUGAAGCCUUAGGAAGGCUGCAUCUCACUGUGUCCCGGGCCUACAGGAUCAACCCAGAGAUCAACUUUGAGGUGUUCAUCCAUAAAGUCGAUGGCCUGUCAGACGAUCACAAGAUAGAAACCCAAAGAGACAUCCAUCAAAGAGCCAAUGACGACUUGGCAGAUGCCAGCCUGGAGAAGCUUCAUCUUAGCUUUUAUUUGACCAGCAUCUAUGACCACUCCAUAUUUGAAGCAUUCAGUAAAGUUGUUCAGAAGCUCAUUCCUCAGCUACCAACACUGGAGAACCUUCUGAACAUUUUCAUAUCAAACUCUGGAAUUGAGAAGGCGUUCCUGUUUGACGUGGUCAGUAAGAUCUACAUCGCUACAGACAGCAGCCCGGUGGACAUGCAGUCAUACGAGCUGUGCUGUGACAUGAUCGACGUGGUCAUUGACGUCUCUUGUAUAUAUGGCCUGAGGGCGGACGGAAGUGGCAGUGCCUAUGAUAAGGAGUCAUUAGCUAUCAUCAAGCUGAACAACACCACUGUGCUCUACCUGAAGGAGGUCACCAAGUUCCUAGCUCUUGUCUGCAUACUCCGAGAGGAGAGCUUUGAAAAGAAAGGAUUGAUAGACUAUAACUUCCACUGUUUUCGCAAAGCCACUCAGGAGGUGUUCGAAGUGGGGUCCUUGACACAAAGGACAGGACUGCAGCGGUCACAGUCGACCUCCCCCAACAACAGCUUGUCCAACUUAAAAUUUGGUGCAUUAAACGGAAGUGUUGUUUAGAAGAGUGGAAGGGCAGACUUUUGGAGCGCCUUAUCACACUGAGAACACACAGGGACCUACCGCCUGGUUUACCUGGGAGUAUCAACGGUGAAACACGGGGAGGAGAGUUUAGGAUGACACUUGGGAUGCAGCUUUGGGCAAAGAAUGGAAAAUGUAUAUGACCGCUGGAAUGGAGAACUGAAACCAGCAAGCACAUCUACUGUAAGCACCUAGAGGAUGGGUAUUGCCUCUAAUCACUAUUGUUCAAUGGUGAUUUGAUAUAUUUUUUUUUAUACAAACAGUUGGUCUGUCUGAGCACAAUAAUAUAAACAGGGCACUAUCUGACACCCCCACCAUUAUUUCUGGUGACAAUUGAUUAGAUAUUGGGCGCUGUAUCAACCAGAGGCAUAGUUUGAAGCCUGCAUUGAUUCAGUUUCAGUCUGUAGCCUAAUCCACUAUAAAAUGAGUUUAGCUGUAGACCAGUCCCCUGUGGUGUAUAAAACAUAGUUUGAACUAUAUUAUUGAUGAAAUGUGGGAAUGUUUGCUGAAUUGUUUCAUGUCACAAAUUCCUGGGUCCAACUGUUUUUCUGUAUGUAUAGUUUCUGGUCCUUUAAUAUUUAACAUUUGCUUGCACUGUUAAGAUUGGUGUGUACAGUUUUUUUUUUUCUUACAUGAAAUGCUUUCUGAAAGGUCAGUACAGUAGUUCAAGUGUUUCCAAUUGGGUACCAACCACAGCCACUGUGAUAUAUUGAGGUUAUCACUGCUUACCCUGAAUGGAAUUCUGCUCUCUACAUGUUACACUGUGUAGCCUGACUACCUAUUAUUUUCACUCUAUAAGCAUUUCUUUAAUGAAGUGAUUGAUAGAGAGCUGUGCUAUUACUCUGGGUAGUCAGGCAACCCCAUAGUGCACUAUGUAUGGAACAAGAGUGGUAUUUGGGACAUGGACCACAUCGUACUGUGAAAAGUUUACAGUACUGCUAGUUGUAGUAGUUUGUGAGACUCUGUAUUAAAUAGGUUUCAAAUGGAGUAGUUAAGCGUGUUGGUUUUACAGCUUCCGUGGCUCUGUAGGAAAUGUUAUGUGCAUUAAAAUGGAACCCUAUUCUCUUUACAGUGCACUAUUUGACCAGGGCUGAAGUAGUUCACUAUAUAGAGGACCAAGCCUUUCUGAUUAAACUUUGUCACUUGAUGAUUUCAUCACUGUGAAAUUAUUGCAUUGGUCUUUGUUCUGCUUUUACAUGCGAGGGGAGUGAAUUGUUUAAUCUAAUGUGCCAGAUGCCAGCCACAAGGUUGUUUUAAAAUAUACUAAUAUUGUUGAGUUAAUUAAGCAUUUGAAUUAGAGGGGAACUAUCUCCCACUAUUUUGUCUGAAAUUGUGAGAUGCAUUAAAGAUAUUUUUUCAUUUGAA
Esox lucius (northern pike) is the source of this 2887-nucleotide messenger RNA. RefSeq names its product Ras-related GTP binding Cb (gene rragcb). Lineage: Eukaryota; Metazoa; Chordata; Actinopteri; Esociformes; Esocidae. Gene Ontology annotation, biological process: positive regulation of TOR signaling; regulation of autophagy; cellular response to starvation. Gene Ontology annotation, cellular component: nucleus; lysosome; Gtr1-Gtr2 GTPase complex. The transcript has 7 exons. The record is from RefSeq and is a predicted model, not a curated record. Gene Ontology annotation, molecular function: GTP binding; GTPase activity. Bases 344 to 1504 code for a protein of 386 amino acids.